This is a messenger RNA of Aspergillus fijiensis CBS 313.89, 1011 nucleotides long. Its product is annotated as BTB/POZ domain-containing protein. The transcript has 2 exons. The coding region runs from base 84 to 821 and encodes 245 amino acids. The record is from RefSeq and is a predicted model, not a curated record. NCBI's taxonomy places the organism in Eukaryota, Fungi, Ascomycota, Eurotiomycetes, Eurotiales, Aspergillaceae.
CACACACCGAUUAUCAAUCAUCCCAACAAGCUAGAAUUGACUAUCCUUUAACCCUGUUACCUAUUCUACCAAUUUAGACCUCAAUGGCAAGCAAUAGAGCACAAAAGAAAAUGCCCAAGCGAGCCGCUUCCCAGGACAAUGCCGGGGUGCAACCAAAGCGUCCCAAACCAUCCAUCGCAUCGAUCAAAGUACUGGUAGGCCCGCGAGACACGAUGUAUCGGAUCCCCGAACAAAAAGCCCGUUCGUCAUCGGAGUUUUUCGACAAAGCACUGGAGGGGACAUGGAAAGAAGGCACGCAGCGUACUGUCAGGCUUCCCGACGUCGACCCCCGCACCUUCGGAAAGUAUUUCUGGUGGCUCUACCAUCCAGCCUAUACUCCCAGUUCCGAGUUCAAAGACCUUGUCAAGGCGUAUAUCCUGGCUGACAGGCUCAUGGACAACAAUUUCGGGAAUCAGUUAAUGAAUGCGAUUGUGACACGGUUAACUGGUGGCAGCGGCGGAUAUCGCUCUCCUCCUUCCAAGGAGGAGAUGGAGUUCGUGUGGCAGACGUUACCUCCCCUGACGCCGCUCUACCGGCUGCUGGUAGAUUUCGAAGUCCACGUUGGUUCAUUCGCAUCGAGUUGGUUGAAGGACAACGGUGUGGACAAGGGGUUUUCAGCUAUGGAUGGUGAAAAGCUGAGCCGAGAAGACUGGCUGACCCGGCGGUUCAUGCUGCAGGUCAUGUCUACGGCGAUGACUCGGUUUGCGUCUAUUCGACCUCAACCAUUCCAGAUAAGUGCCUCGGAUUACCACCGAGCUGUGGGCGGUGGUGAGACCACCUGAUAUGGCUUGUCAUUCUGCUCUCGCCUCAAAUAACUUAAUAGAUAUCAUAGAUAGUCCCUACCAACUGAAAGCAUCAUGCACCAUGCAAUAAGACAUGCCCUGACACAAACCACAACCUCACACCACGACCCUCCUCUCCCUAAAAUGGAUAUACGGUCCAUCCUUCUUGCUAGUAAAGCACCAAUCGGUG